Molecule: messenger RNA, 471 nt
Organism: Cherax quadricarinatus
Lineage: Eukaryota; Metazoa; Arthropoda; Malacostraca; Decapoda; Parastacidae
Product: neuropeptide-like protein 30
Source: RefSeq, a predicted model, not a curated record
CGCUACACCCUAGUGAGUGUAAGAGCCGCAGGUGAAGUGAAUGCAUCACCACCAUGUAUAUAUACACACUCUGCGGAGGCAGCAUCACCACAACACAGCUGAAGCUUCUCUUAACGUAACAACGUCUCACGUAACACCAACAUGUCUCUUAGAAUGGUAAUGUUGUUGGUGGUGUUGGUGGUGGUGAUGACAGCGGUCACUGCGUCUCCAGCUCCUGAACCCGGCUUCUUCGGCGGCUUCGGGGGGCCAGGAUUCGGAUACGGCUACAGGAGGUACGGUGGCUACGGCGGCUACGGCGGCUUCGGUUACGGUGGAUACGGUGGCGGAUACGGUGGCUACGGUGGUGGAUACGGUGGAUACGGUGGAUUCGGCUAUGGUAGGUGAUACUGAGUGUGAUGUCCUAUCUGCGGUGGCAGGGGGUCGAGUCACAGCUCCUGGCCCUGCACGGCAGUAUUCACACACACACGCACA